UCAAGUUGUAGAAAGCAACUAGCAUCACAUACAGUAUAAACUGUACAGCAGUGAUGAGGCACAGCACACUUCUGUUCUGCAAAUCAUGUUUCAUUUUGUUCCAGCUCCUGCAAUCUGGACUUUCAGUGAUGGUGUCACUUGGAGACUCGGUUACACUUGACUGCAACAUAGACCAGAGCAGCUUAAGGAACUUAUGGUUGAAGCAAGACAUUGGACUGGCUCCUCAGGUCCUGUGUGAGCUGUUGCAUUAUGAAACCUCAUCUCCAUGUGCUGUAGACCCACUUAAACAACAUUUGAUCACAGAGAGAAACAAAGACAGAUUCAGCUUGAACAUUUCAGAUAUCAGGCCAUCUGAUUUGAGCACUUAUUUCUGUGCAGAAGUAACUUCAUCUGAAACAAUUGUCUUCAGAAAUACUAUUUUUUUGACAACAAAAGAUUUCAGAGGAGAGAUGAAGAAGGUUGAAGUGUUUGAGACAGGUCAGCAUAAGGAUCAUUCCACCACAGUGUGUACAAUGUACAGCAUCACCCAUAUGGGAAACUCCACUGUUAAUUGGGUCGGGGAUCAAAUGGGAGAGUUGCUUACAGGAAUCAUUUACACCGACAGACUGACCAGCACUCUGUCUAACAGCAGCAGCAGCUCCCAACUGGAACUUCCAGGAAAGAAAUGUGCCUACAACUUCCAUGGAAAGACCUACAGACACUCUUAUUCUGAAGCCCAUCAGUGUGCAGUUACAGGGUGUUCUGGACUUCUUUUUAGAGACGUGUUCAAGGGCAACAUUACAGAAGAUUCUCAUCGUGAAACUCAGGUAUGGUGAUGGGAGUAUUUUGGUUUUGGCUUCAGAACCCAGAGAUCUUGGUAUCAAUGACAGAACCAUGAAUUUGGUGUUGUAUCAGCAAAUUCUGGAGGAGAAUGUCCUUCCAUCCAUUCCUCAGUAGAAGCUCAGCCAAAAGUUUGUAUUUUCAAAAGUCGGUAGCAGUCUUCUAUACAAAUAAACAUAUCUACAAUAGAAUGGCUAAAGAAGAAAUUUAAUAUUUUGGCCUAGUCAAACUUUGGGCUUAAAUUCCAUUGAAAUGUUAUGGGAGAACCUGAAGCAAGUUGUUUAUGCAAAAAGACAAACAGACCCUCAAAUGACAUCCACUUGAAUCGGUUUUAACGAAUAAUGAGAUGGAAUUUCUAAAAGCCAAUGAAUGACAGAGAUAAAAAGUUACAGGAAUCAUAUAGUUGAGGUCAUUGUUCUCAAAGAAAUACUACCAUUUAUUGAAUCUAAAGGUUCAC
Messenger RNA from Lepisosteus oculatus (spotted gar), 1276 nucleotides. The record is from RefSeq and is a predicted model, not a curated record. Lineage: Eukaryota; Metazoa; Chordata; Actinopteri; Semionotiformes; Lepisosteidae.